Messenger RNA from Danio rerio (zebrafish), 8964 nucleotides. The record is from RefSeq and is a predicted model, not a curated record. Lineage: Eukaryota; Metazoa; Chordata; Actinopteri; Cypriniformes; Danionidae.
UGUACCCUGAGUAAUGUAUUUCCAAUUCGCUAAACUGUAGACGGCGAACUCUGCUGCAUUUGUCCCAUGAUGCGUGUAACAUAACAAACCCUUAGUCUGUGGCAUGUAUUUCCAGUGAGCCUGGGUUGGAAUAAGUGAUGGUUUAAAUGGAGAGGAUCCGAGCUGAAUGGAUGAACGGUUAUGUAACACAGUCAAAGAAGGACGCAGUGCUGCACACCUGGCUUGAGACGGCUAGUUUACAUUAACACCAGAGAGACAAACGGCCCCCAUUAGUGGUGAAAGUAUUGUUAGCUUGGUCUCAUGCCUCGGCGCGUGUGUUUGUUUGGGUAAGGAAGUUUGUUUACGGGCUGUGAGAUGGAAGUUGGCAUUUGAUGAGCCGCAGCUGAAGCAUCAUAUGGAUGAACAGACAGAGAGAAAUAGAAGAAACUCUCAGCAUUAACACAGAUAAAAUAGAAGAGGCACAGAAAGAGUUCAAAGACCCCAAAGGUGCACACAAAGACACAAAUGAAAGUACUGGCAGAAACUCAGAAAGCAUCAAAGGACUGAAGAGAAAAAAAGUUGUGGCGCAAAACCAGCUAAAGAAGAUACCUAAAUCUCCUGUUAAAAAACAAUCCCAGACCAAGAAAUCAAUUUCUUCAAACAUCUCAUCCAAAGAAGCCACACCCUCCUCUUUUCCUAGCAGUCCAUCACAUGGAUCGCCUAAACCUGAAGAUGCUGAAGAUGGACCGGAGGAGGUAUCUGCAUCUAGAACAGUGAAAGUGGAGCAGGAGGAGAUAUCGACCUCAGAGCCACAGGCUCUCAGCCACAAAGGUGCUGCAGCGGAACCUUGUGUUGCAGAGCCUGUGCAGACAGAGAGCUGGUGUGGCGACAGCUGCAACAAAAGCACACAAUCUCCCUCUCACACAAGUGCUCCCCUUGAGGUACUGCUCAAGGCUAUGGAGCCAGAUUUUAUUGACUUCACAGAAAGGAAGAACAGCAGUCCAAUAGGACAUCUUGGAAAAUCUGCUUCAAAUCCCGUCACCUAUUCAGACUAUGCCGUAGCUAUGCCUGCUGUUAAUUUCAACAUCCAGUCACAAAACUCCUUCAUGCAACCAUUCAACGCAGCCAAACAGUACUACAGCAGUGUGGCAUCUACAGGUCAGCACAUAACACAGCCGUACAUGUCUGGAAAUCGUCAGCAAGAGAAACCAGGAGUCCAGAAAAGCUACAGUGUUGGUCCUUCGCUUACCUUGAUGCACGCACCUGUUCCAUCAGGAUCAGGUGGUUUCCCACAGAGCCAGCCCCCUGUUGUUCAAACAUGCCAGUCUUUGUCAGCCACAGUACCCAACUCAAUUCAAGUCCCCGUUACACCAGGUUACAACCCUGUUCAAAUGACAACGGUAGUCAACUUUGGUGCAAGUCAGGUAUCUGAUAUCUCCGCAAAAGAUCAAAAACCAAAAAAGCAAGGGAAGUAUGUCUGUGAAUAUUGUAAAAGAGCUUGUGCCAAGCCAAGUGUGCUUCUAAAACACAUACGUUCUCACACGGGAGAGAGACCUUAUCCCUGUGUGACAUGUGGCUUUUCGUUUAAGACCAAGAGCAACUUAUACAAGCAUAAGAAGUCUCAUGCGCAUGCUAUCAAGCUAGGUCUGGUGAAAGACUCUGGAAGUGGUUCCCUCUCCCAAGAGUCUGACAAAGGCCUGGCCACACAUUCAGAUGUUGAUGAAAGUGGGGACAGUGAUGAAGAAAGUAGUGCAGCUGACUUGGAUGCAGAUUCUUCACAGAGCAGCCUAACAGCAUUAUCUGAGAGCAGUUUGCAGAGUGCCAGCAUGAUACAAGGAAGCCAAGCAGAAUCUGAGCAUUCACUGGUGUUUGAAAAUCUUAAACCAUCAGCUACUCAGAGAGGAUGUGAGCCAAAGGUCACUGCCGCUCUCCCCAAAGUGGUAGUCCACCCUGUAAAUGUUUCACCUCUGCGUGCGGACAGCCCUCGAGUUACAGAUUCAGCACCUGAACAAGCCACAGCCCAGAGGCAGAGAGAUUUCCAACCAACAAAUCUAAGGUCAAAUGUAACGGUUCUAUCUUCGCUAAAAGAAGUGGAUUGCACAAGUCCUCCACAAGAUUCAGUCAGUGACGAUGAAGAUCAGCAUUGUAAAUCACCACUAGGAGGCAGCCAUGCCCAGCUACAAAGGCAACAAGCAACUGAUUACUCUCAACAGGCACAAGUCAAGUGCCUCCUUAGCCCUCGGAGUCUUGGGAGCACUGACUCUGGCUACUUUUCACGUUCUGAGAGUGCAGAUCAAGCAAUGAGUCCUCCAAGUCCUUUUGUUAAGAUAACUCCACCAGGAGACACGGACAUUACAAAAACCCCACACAUUCCUCCUUGCCCAGUUGUGGCAGCUGUCAUGCAUGUAGCAACUAUUGAAAAGCCUCGAGUUCCUUCAGGACAAAUGCGUCCUCCAUUGGAAACCAAAGCUCUAUCUCUCGAGGAGCGCAUUUCAAAACUGAUUUCAGACAAUGAGGCUGUUGUGGAUGAUAAACAACUAGACAGUGUCAAACCUAGACGGACUUCCCUUUCUCGGAGAGGUAGCAUUGAUUCCCCCAAAUCCUACAUAUUUAAAGACUCUUUUCAGUUUGAUCUCAAACCACCGGUAAGAAGAUCUAGUUCUAACUCAGACAUACCGAAAUCUCCUUUCACUCCUACAGACAAAUCCAAGCAAGUAUUUCUCCUUUCUGUACCAUCUCAGUAUCCAGCCAUGGAAUGUUUACCAAUAACAAGAAGUAAUUCCAUGCCUACCACACCUGGUCAGUCGGCUCUCUUCCCCAAUGUAACAACUCAGCCACACCAACUAAGGAUCUGUCAAUCGUUCGAUGACAAGAUCAGCUCACUAAAUGAUGAUGUAUUCUCUUCUGCUCCCUCUACUCCCAACCCUGCUGUUCACCCUCGCACACUAGUGAGGCAGAUUGCAGUUGAGGAUUUGUCCACAAAUGAUGGUCAUGUCCUUAUUCAAGUUCAUUCCAUGGAUGAGAGUCAUCACGGACCAAGUAUUACACAUGAGCUGCGAAGUAAGUCUUUUGAGCAUGCAACAGAAAGGAAUCGAAAACCACAGCAAAACAAAGGGACAAUGUAUGAAUGCGAGACUUGCCGUAACCGUUACAGGAAAUUAGAAAAUUUUGAAAAUCACAAGAAGUUUUAUUGUUCGGAACUGCAUGGCCCAAAAAACAAGCCUAUGCAUGCUAGAGAGACUGAACAUGAAGUGUUUGGACGUGGAAUUCAGCAGCCUCUUUUAAACAGAAAUGCAGUAAUUACUGGCAAUGUAGAGCAACCACUAAUGUUAAGAAAAAGAAGAAAAAUUAAAAGUGUUGGGGAUGAUGAUGACCAAUCUCCCACUGAGACCACACCCCCAUGUUCAAGAAGUUUUGACUCCAGCCAGUCUUCUACAGGAUCGAUAGGGCGGACUAAUUCUCACCAUACCCAAUCUUUAGGUAACUCUGCUAUUUUAGGGCAAAUACAAAUCAUUGCAAGGGCUGGAGAACUGCAAGAGUCAAGACUAUCUCCAAUACGAGAGGCUCAGAUAAGCACACCAUGUAAAGAACGAGGGGACCUCCAGAGACAAGGAAGUGGAACUUCAGUCAUUCGACAUACCAAUUCCCUAAGCCGACCAAAUUCUUUUGAAACAUCUGAGUCUAUUGACAGGUCAUCUCCAGUUGAUCCUGUGGAAAAGGAAACAAAGAUUUCUGUAAAAAGCCAUACAGAGACCGCAGUGAGUUCUUCGCAAAGUUACCAUGACAGAAUGUCUACACCCAAAUGUCCCAGCCAAACUCAUGAAAAGCAAUCCUUUGCAAUUGUAGGUGAUGUACCUCCAGUCCAGCAAUCUCGGCUUGUUCGCCAGAGCAACAUUCAAGUCCCUGAAAUAUUAGUAACAGAGGAACCAGACAGAGAUCAUGAAACCCAAGUUGUUGAAUCAACAGAAAAACCUGCAGAGACAUUCAGCUGGCCUCAGAGGAGUGAGAGCUUGUCCAAACUGCCAACAGAAAAACUCCCCCCAAAGAAAAAGCGCAUAAGACUUGCUCAAAUGGAACACUCUUCAGGUGAAUCCAGCUUUGAGUCAAGUCUCUCUCGUAGCCUCAGUAGAGACAGUAGCUUGUCAAGGUGCUCAAGUAUUUCAGCCUCCUUUGACAGAGAUGAUCCACCAAGAUCUGACAGCCCAUCAAGAGCUGAUAGUGUUGGGAAGCCACCAGAAACUCAAGGGGUUCCUGUAGCAAACAACACUCUUGGAGUGCCAGGCAUAAUGAGACGUUCUACUUCAGAACAAAUCAGCUACACUCAGUCAUCAGUGGAAAUUUCUUGUGACUAUCGUAGCAAAUCAUUUGACUGCAGCAGUAUGUCACCCAGCAGGCCUUUGUCACCAAUGCAGACUGCCCUUCCAAAAACUACACAGUGUCCUCCCUCUACCCUGGUACCUCUAAUUGAAAGAAGAAGGGGGCCUCUGGUACGUCAAAUGUCCUUGAAGAUUGCACCAGAGCCUCAAAUAGCAGUGAAACAGACUACCCCCAUCCAAAGGGUCCCCUUCACCAAUGAAUGCUCUGGGUCCCAACCUAGAUCAGUAAAUCUGAACACAUCCGCUCUUGCUCAGUGCUUUGCUGUGCACUCAGGAGAGGUCUCGCUACCAAAAAAUGAGCAAGUGGUCCAAAGCAUUAACCUUGGAGGGAAAACUGAACAACCACAAGUGCAUGGCCUUCCACACCCAUGGCAUCAGACCUCAAGGGUUGUGGCAGGUCAUGUGCAACCUCUUGUUCAUAUGGUAGGGGGUCAGACAGACAUUAAAAAGAGUUCUGAUGAGAAAAAUAAAAUCUUUAUACCUAAAUACCAAAUGAACUGCCCAGUACUGAAAACAGGCCAGACAUAUUCUUUGGCAGGUGUGCAAGGCACACAAAUCCCAUUGCCAGUGAUAACAAUACCAAUAGCUAAUGAAAUUAAAGGGUCACAUUCAAAUGAUGGAAUGCAAAAUGUCUAUGUUGCACAAUCAAGUUAUCAGGCUGUACUCAAUAAGCCUUCGAUUGUACAGCCUUCUAAUGCACAAGUUGAUACAGCUUCCCAUAAAGUGCCAGUAUCUGCACCUGUACCACAGAUUCUAAUCACCCAUGAGCACACCCUAGCAUCUGCUUCUGCAGUUUCUAAGGUCAGCUUCCCCAUUGCACCUUCUGUGAACAGAGAUUCGAAGAUUGGACCAGAAAUUCAAGCUCAAAAGCAACCAGGCUCUGUUGCUGUACAGAUGAAAAACAACAUGAAAACAACUGACCAAAUCCAAAACACAGAGCAAAGCAUCCUUUCCCUCGGAUCACUGCAUUGUAUGCAAAAAUUGGCAUCUGCAAAUUUAUGCCCCCAAGAAUCCACUGCUUCAAGCAAGCGUAUGCUCUCACCUGCUAAUAGCCUAGACAUUGCUAUGGAAAAGACUCAGAAGCGAGCUAAAGAUGAGCAUGGAGCUGCAUGUCUUACUGAUGGUAGAUCUCUGAACUACUUGAACUCAAAGAUGUCAGAAAUUACCAGACAGAGAAAGUUAAUGCUGGUUAGACAGGUCUGCACCACAGAGCCAGUGGAUAGCCCAAUUGAGACUGAUGCCCCAGAACAAUUGCCUGAGACAUUAGACACUGAAAAGAAUACUCAGAAACCAAUACCUCAGGUGACAACAACUGAGGUCAGUGAACAGGAGAUGGAGAGUAGAACCCCUACAACAACACCUCCUGCACGUUCUUUACCUGGAGUUCAAGGCUACCCCAUGCUAGAGAAUUCCACUUUAAAGCCACAAGAGAAACCUGAGGAGCAGCGCUGGUCUCCAUCAAAAUCACCUCUGAGGCCUCCAUCAUUUCAGGGACAAGUGAAGUUAGCUUCUUCUGUGUCUGUGGUCAACACUAGAGACAGCCAUCGUCUGUCUUUCCCCAGUUUGAAAACAGCUACAACUUUCACCUGGUGUUUUCUCAUGAAAAGGAAACCCCUCCACGUUCAGCAGAUGGAUCAGAGGAUCUCUGCCUAUUCUGCAUGGGUAGUAAACCCAAACAAUCCCAAUCCAUUGGGGCUUCCCACGAAAGUGGUAAUGUCCUUGUUUGAUUCCAAACAAACAUCCAAGAAAAUACACUACACCCAAGCAAAAACAACUACUUUGAAAUCUGACAUCUUGACCUACUCUGGCAAGCUGAAGGACGUCUUGCCAAAAGUUUUGAUACAGCAAAGAUCUGUGCCAAGUGAGAAUAGUGGAAAAACAAAACCAGAUACUCAACCUGUUAAUCAGAAAGAGUCAGACAGAGACACUUCCAAAUCGGAACCCCAGCGAGUGAAGAUCUUUGAUGGAGGAUACAAAUCAAACGAGGAGUAUGUGUAUGUACGGGGCCGCGGAAGAGGAAAAUACAUCUGUGAGGAAUGUGGAAUUCGCUGCAAGAAACCUAGCAUGCUGCGGAAGCACAUCCGUACACAUUCAGAUAUCCGUCCAUUUCACUGCACGCACUGCAACUUCUCUUUCAAAACUAAAGGGAACCUUACCAAGCACAUGAAGUCCAAAGCCCACAGCAAGAAGUGCAUGGAAAUGGGAGUCGCUGUGGGUAUUAUUGAGGACCAGGACGCAGAAGACUCAGGUGAUCGUGGAAGAGCAGGAAGUGCUGACAGACAGGACUCCGAUGGGGAUGACUCUGAUGGCCCAGAUGAUGAAGAUAAUGAGGGAGAGGAGGAAGAUGAGGAGGACAGCCAGGCAGAGUCUGGCCUUUCUGCUACACCUUCCGUUUCUGCAAGCCCACAGCACUUUUCUGCUAACCAGGCUGAUUUGGCUCCCAGCUCUUUACUGGCUCAGAUGUCCAUCAGCCCAAAUCCAUCCCCAGCUCUGCAAUCUCAGCCUCCUCCUACUUCGGACUCCCAGACAUCAGAUACAGAAUCUGUGGCUAUGACAAGCCCAGUUUCUUUGGUCAGACAGAUGUCAAUUUCUGCAUCCUGUUCCAGCCCCGGCCCUAAUCCAACCUCUUUUACAUCCCACCCGACCCCUGCCUCAGAAUCCCACACCUCUGAUACUGACUCCGUACACAUGAUGAGCCCAGUGUCACCAUGCAGGCAGAUGUCUAUCGACUACCCAGACUUUGAUGUUCCCCCUAGUCCCCCAGUGUCAGGCAAGGGUGCCAAGCUCGGCCAGGAUGGAGUGUCAAGUACGAUAUCCCAGCCUGCAAGUGAGUGCAAUGCCAAUGUCGACCGUGGUACUCAGACCUCGUCUGACCCUCUUCAGGGAUCCUUACACUUUCCACACGCAGGUCCGCUCCAUGAACCCAGAAUAGGAGCCACUACUCAUCUCUUCAGCCACCUGCCCUUGCACUCCCAACAACCUCCUCGUUCCCCGUACAGCAUGGUACCUGUGGGUGGCAUCCAGCUUGUCCCUGCCGGUUUGGCUGCUUACUCGACAUUUGUACCAAUUCAAGCUGGACCAGUUCAGCUGACCAUCCCAGCACUUAGUGUGAUCCACAGGCAGACCGGCAGCCCCCUCUCAGCACCCAACACCUCACCCCGGCCAGAUUGUUCCCCAACCCAGCCACUGGUAGUCCAGGAGCCAGUCAGCAGUGUACUGCCUUGUUUCCCCCUUGGCCAAGUGGCAGGGCUUCAGACACUUGGUGCUCACCAGACCGCCCUGCAGCCUGUGGGUUUGGAGACCUUGAGUGUUGUAGGUUUAGCCAACUCCACCCAGCUGGUGCCUCAACAGAGUCUGCCAUUAAAUGCCACCCUAGGCGUGCAGGUAUUGGCAGCUAGCCCUGCCCCUCAGUGCAGCACUGCCUCCCCAGCACAAAUCCCUGGUCUGCAGAUCCUCAACAUUGCCUUACCAGCCCUCAUACCGUCCCUCAGCCCACUUUCUGCCCUCAGCCCACUCCCUGCAACCCAGGACAAGCCACGUAGCCCUGAGGGUGUAGCAUCUGUAACUCUACCAGCACAGGUUGCUGGAUCACCACCAGCACCUCUUCCCUCAGCCAGUCCUCCAACAGCCAAUCCAGGAGAUGCUGCUGUCAAUGCAAAGCCAUGCAUGGAGGUUAGGAAGGUCUCUCAAAACAACCCUAGCGUUGGAUCUAGGGACACAGGGGGUGCAGAGAAGACUACAGGCAUGGUGGAAAAAUCAAAAGCCCCACCACAACCACCUUCGCCCUGCUCACCCUCGCUCUCUAAUGAGAGAGGCUGCAAUGUUGCACACAAAGGAUCAGCAGGUGAGGCUUGUGAAGUGAAACCACGGCAGCCUGUUUCCAGACAACCAGUGACUGAUGACUACAAUGAAGCCUCCAGUGAUGAUGAGGACAGACUUGUCAUAGCUACCUGAGAGUCCCAAUAAAAGCUCUUUCUUUUCUGCCUAUGAAUUUCUCUCUCUUUUCACCUCUUUCUCCCACUUUUUUGUAAAACUUUGUCACUUUGUAAAACUGAAACACUUCAGGAGGUUUGCAGCUCUGCAAACGUUCUAUAAAAAGCACACUUUCUGACAGUCAUAUUGUACGUGCAAUCAUGAAUGACGAUGAUGACCAAUUAUUUUUAUUUUGUACUUUUUGUCAGCACCAGACAGUUUUUUGUUUUUCUUUUCUUUUUGUACAUGUUGUAUAGACGAUUGUGCCUUUUGGAGUUUCUUGUUGAGAAACCUGUAUAUAAUAUCUUAUAAAUCUAGUAGUUGCCUAUUACGUUGAUAUGGAAGUUAAAGGAAAUUUGUUUUAUUUUUAAAUGUUUUCAUUUUGAAAAGUUUUAUGUCUCGUAUCCUAAAUUGAUGGGGAAAUUAAAUGUUGUACUGAAAUAUAAACAUUUCUAUGGCUUUUGGGGGGCAGUGUUCCUGUGCACAGAUGUUGUGGUCAAGUAUUUAUUAUAAUCCACCUGGUGCCCAUUUUGAACUCCAUAAGUCCAUAGGUAUGAGUAAAAUGGUGGCUUUACAUUUGCUGUAUCUAUACUAUCGGCAGUAUCAGUAAAACCUUGUUUACAAGUGCAGAAAUGUC